Cyclocybe aegerita is the source of this 1710-nucleotide messenger RNA. The record is from the annotation of a GenBank genome assembly. Lineage: Eukaryota; Fungi; Basidiomycota; Agaricomycetes; Agaricales; Hemipholiotaceae.
AUGGCAGCCUCUCCGAGCAACUGGCCAUUCGAUCUUACUGAGAUCAAGUCACCCGAUGGAUCCGUUGUCGCCAAAUUUGUCUCAUUCGGUUCGACACUGACGGAAUUGUGGGUGAAGGACAAGGCAGGAAAGCUCAGAGACGUGGUUUUGGGCUAUGACGAUAAUACUAAAUUGUUGACCGACCCGGGGCAUCCAGUGUUCAAUGCAGUCGUUGGAAGAUAUGCGGGUCGAAUUAACAACGGGACAUUCUCAAUUCCCAUUGCGAAAUCUCCUGACCCCGAUUCCCCAACGACAUAUCAUAUCCCGACUAAUGAUGCCAAUGGUCAGGUCAGUCGUUCCUGCGUUACUCUCCAUGGUGGCAUCAUCGGCUGGGACCGCAGAAACUGGACACUCGAGGCCAAGACAUCCACGAGCGUAACUUAUAAGCACGUCGACAACGGGGAUGAAGGCUUUCCGGGAGUUGUAACGACUCCGAUCAUGCUGACCCAGCAUAUCUACUGGAACUUGGAUGCCUUCCAGGACGGAACGAACGACUCUUUGGGCCAUGACCUUCGAGUUGACGCUUCUCGCGUCAUUGCGACCAACGAAAUCAACAUCCCGACCGGGAAGUUCAUAGACGUCACUAAGACGCCAUACGACUUCCGGAAGGAGACAAAAGUUGGUGCUCGAUGGAACGAGACCGUCGACCUCUGUGGUUCUGGAUGUCAAGGAUACAAUGCUGGGUGGGUAUUUGACAAUCCGCAGGAGAAGAGUCCGUUGGUUUCCCUUUCAAGCCAGAAAUCUGGAAUUCGGCUGGACAUUUCGACCAACCAGCCUGUCGUCAUGGUCUAUUCGGCCUGGUGGCUGAACACCCCCAGGAAGGAGAUCCAUGGCGGCCCUUCCCUUAAUUACGGAAAAUCCGCCGCUGUCGCACUUGAGCAGCAGGGCUACAUCGCCGCCAUCAACACGCCGGAAUGGGGUGUGGACCAGAUUUCGUUCAUUGUGAUCACCGCCUCUUUCCACGACCCCACUUGGACUAGGGAAGUGUGUCAUCGAUACAUUCUCUUUCCAGAGGCUCAGAAAGUGGUUUGUACCACUGUGAUUGGAGCCAUAUUCAUCACCCGCCUAUACGCCAUAUACUCGAGAAGCACUGGAAUUCUCGUUUUUGGUAUAUUGCUACUCAUAGGAGAGGUCGCCGUGAAAAUUUGGGCCUUCACGGAUGGUACAAGUGUUGACCUCCCUACAGGCCUCGUCGGAUGCAUCCUGGUUGGAAGAAGUCACAUCCGCUUCACAUUUACUUGGAUAGCGGAGCUCGUCUUCGACGCUGCCAUAUUUUCCAUGACAUUAUGUCGUGUGAUACUUCACAAUCGUUUGAGAAAGGGUAGUACGGCAUCUCUGCUCAACCUGAUUCUUCGUGAUGGCGUCAUUUAUUUUGCUGUCAUUUUUGCCGCCAACAUCGUGACUGUUGUUAUGUUUCUGGCUGCUCCUCCGAACAUCAAAGCCUUUAACGCGAGUUUCAGCACCCUGAUCACAAGUUUGAUGGUUUCGCGGAUGAUCCUCAAUCUUCGCACCGCUGGGAGUGUCUUCACCACGCAAGGGUGCAUCACUGGCCUCGAGACAUACAGCAACUAUCCUGCACGCUAUCAGUAUGAUACAGAUUUUGAGCCACCGCAUUUUGCCCUUCAGACUGACACUUCAGAGAUGACCAACAUGGUUGGCAGGGCUCUAUGA